AUGUCGAGAUCAUCGUUCUUCUCCCGGUCGUCACGGGACAACAGUCCUCUUCUCCCACAGCACAACGACUCUGUCUCUCUUGAGGAUCUCUCGCCCCGAGAAGCCAGUAGUCGUCAAGCAUCCCUUUCUCCGCCGCCGUCAUUUUAUCGCGCUCAAAACGAGCUGAAUAGGCUCAGUGUCUCCCCAUCCCCUCCCAGAACGAAAGCUCGAAGAAUACAAUUCGCAGCCCCCCCUCCGCCGAUCGCUAGCAGCGUAUGCUUUCCACCUCGCCAACAUGGCAUCCCAGAUGGUCCGAAGAAUAGCUCGGAGAGCUCUUUCCUAGGACGAAGUUCAAGCCCCCGGAUCCGAAGAGGAAGUGGUGGGAUCGACCCUUUGCUGGCCUUAGGACGGACCGAGAAAGCCAUACAGAAUCACCUGCAAGUCCUUCUAGAUGCGCAAUCUGCAGGACUGUUACAAGGUUUUGGAGGAGAUGUUGGAGGAGAUGCGAGCUCAGAUGCAGGGAGUAGCACGCCAACUACAAGGUCUUUACAAAGGAGUUCUAGUCGGGGCAAUAUUGGAGGGAUAGUGCCAGUAAGACAACCGAAACGAAGGGCUGUAGGACUAAGAGGUGCGAGGAGGGGCAUGUUGAGGGAUAUGGAGGAGUUGAUUUCGAUAAAGAGGGAAGAAGAGGGGGUUUUACACGGCGAAAUUGUACGAAGGAAUGAGGUUCUCGGGCAUGUUGAGGUCUACGAGCAGAAGAUUGAGGGAGCGAAGAACCAACUCAGCGAGUACAGUGGGCUUGGAGGGUCAAUAUCUGGGGAGGGAGAAGGAGGUGGAGAAGAAGGCAGGGAGAUUGAGGAGUUGAAGACUGAGGAGAGGGCUGUGGAGAAUGAGAUUCGGGAAAUGGAAGACAGGCUCGCGCAAAUGAAGGCCAGGAAGCGAUGGCUAGGGGAAAGGAUUAAUGAGACUGUUAACAAGCGGGAAGCAAGACUCAGCAGUUAUCGGGGUGCAUUACGAGACGUCGAGAUGGAAGUCAAGGAGUUUCUCAAGAGGCCACCUAUCCAUGUAUCCAUUGUCAUGGGAGACGAGGAAGGAUUCGUGGCGCUGCCGCCAGGUCGAAGGACGUUAGGCAUGGCAAAGGAAUGGUGGAAUAAAGAGGUCACGCAGCUUCAACUCCGCAAGCAAGAGGCCCAAAAGGAGAAGGCAGCUUUAGAAGAGGGUGCGACGCUUUGGGAGGAGAGCAUCGGUAUCGUGACGGAAUUCGAAGAUGAUUUGCGGAAGCAGAUGGACAGCAAUGAGGUACAGGAUGUUGAGAGGCUUCGAGAACAAAUAAUAAAGAUGGGAGGAGUAACUACGAAGUUGGGAGACACCCUUGGUAUUGCAGCAGACAAGGGGUGGAACUUGCUAAUCUGUGCCGUUGGAGCUGAGCUAGAGGCUUUCAAAGAGGGCGAGGCCAUUCUGCGUGGGGUAUUGGGGCAGAAUGAGAAUGAGCAGUGUGAAGAAGAGAGCAAUACCAACGGAGUGAAGAGACGUGAGAGCUCGGAAAUGGAGGACAGUGAGGACGAUGGACCCAACCUCGCAGAGCUUUUAGUCGAUCGUGGAGAUCCUGAUGAUACCCCUUGA
Molecule: messenger RNA, 1602 nt
Organism: Hyaloscypha bicolor E
Lineage: Eukaryota; Fungi; Ascomycota; Leotiomycetes; Helotiales; Hyaloscyphaceae
Exons: 1
Coding region: 1-1602 (533 amino acids)
Source: RefSeq, a predicted model, not a curated record